This is a messenger RNA of Candida dubliniensis CD36, 1314 nucleotides long. RefSeq lists its product as uncharacterized. Gene Ontology annotation, cellular component: nucleus. Lineage: Eukaryota; Fungi; Ascomycota; Pichiomycetes; Serinales; Debaryomycetaceae. Gene Ontology annotation, biological process: poly(A)+ mRNA export from nucleus. The transcript has a single exon. The record is from RefSeq and is a predicted model, not a curated record. The coding region runs from base 1 to 1314 and encodes 437 amino acids.
AUGAAGAGGCAGAAAAACGAGAAGGAAAAAAAAAAAAUUAAUAAACCCAAACAAAAUUAUCAAUCUUUACAAUCCUUUGACCAAUAUAACAAGUUAAAUACCGAAAUGAGUGACCCGUUAGCUGAUUAUACCAAUUUAUCUCACGAUGAGAUUGAUCCUUCAACAGCCAAUGUUGCUGAAUCUCAACAACCGGAACCAGAACAACAAGUAUCAGAACACCAAGAACCUCAACAGCAAGAACUCACAUAUGAAAAUGACGAAAAUGUGCUUAGUUCCAUAAAGGUAGAAAAAGUCACCAAUGGAGAAGAAAUGGGUGAUAUUGUACGCAAGAAAUUGAUUAGGAAUUCAAGACCACAAGAACAUGAACAGGACGAUUUUAAUGACAAUAGUAAUGUGACAUCUGGUUCUCGACCAUCAUUAUCGCAGCAACAAACUGACGAAAUCGACAUUGCUAAUAUGGACCCACAACAAAGAAAAAGAUUUGAAUUGGAAGAAAGAAUGAGUGCUGCGAUAAAAUCAACGAAUAAAAGAAGAAGAAAAGCUGAUGAAGAUGAUCUUGAAAGAAUGCAAGAUGAUAAAAUUGAUUAUUUAAAAGAUCAAAUGAUUAAAGCUGCCAAUUCUGACGUCGAGAAGAAUUCCCAAGGUCAAAUUGCCACUGAAAAAUUGAAAUUAUUAAGAGAAGUGACUGAUAUUUUAGCAAGAGCUGAUUUGGCCAUACCUAUUUUAGAUAAUAAUUUGUUAGAAGCAGUUAGAUUAUGGUUGGAACCAUUACCAGAUGCUUCGAUGCCAGCAUAUCAAAUACAGAAAGAGUUGAUCCAUGCAUUGGAAACCUUGCCAAUAAAGACUGAUCAUUUAGUUGCUUCUGGCAUUGGUAAAGUGUUAGUGUUUUAUCAACGUUCUAAACGAACUGAACCUCUGUUGAAGAAAAUUGUCGAUAGAUUGAUUGGUGAUUGGACAAGACCCAUUUUGAAUAAAUCUGACUCGUACAAAGACAGAACUGUACAAUUCCAUGAAUAUAACAGAAACAAGUUUACUAAUAAGUUGUCAAGAGGCGUAAAAAGAAAAGAAGCAAAGACCUUAUAUGAAGAAAAUGCAGAAAGAAGGAAAAGGGCGGCUAUUCCAAGUACAAGAACUACCGCUUAUAAAAUUGCUCCUCAAGUUGACAAGAGUUUGUUGAUGAGACAACAAGCUAGACAUGCAAGCAAUGACGAAAGAUUCAAGAGAAUUAACCUGAAAUUGACAUCAAUGUCGGUGAAAAGAAAAGCAGCUAAAAAAGGUGGCCCAUCUAUUGAAGGUAGAGAUUUGGCAAUGUAG